AUGCCUGCGAGCGCGCGCUUCGCCCUCGAGCUCGAGUUCGUCCUCUCGCUGGCGAACCCGCACUACCUGUCGCACCUCGCCGUCGCGCACCCUCACCUGCUCGGCAUCACGCAGGCGUCGACCCGCGGCAGAGAGCAGGACAGGAGCAGGGAGGAGAGCCGGGCCUUCGCCGCGUACCUCGCCUACCUCUACGACUACUGGCGGCGUCCCGAGUACGUCCAGUUCCUCACCCACCCCGGCGCGACGCUGCGGGCGCUGCGGCUGCUGCAGGAGGAGGCCUUCAGGCUCGCCGUCAUCCGCCCGCAGGCAUGCCGGCCAAAACACCAGGUCCUGGUGCUCAAGUGCUAUCCGCGCUUCCAGAAAGGCGUCCAGGUCGUCCGGCCAAACUCCUCUGAGCUCAGCUACCUGCUCUACUACGCCAGCACCCGGCGGAGCAAGCUGCAGAAGGUCGGCGCCUUUCUCGAGAAGCGCGCCGCCAGGGACGUCUGGAGGCAGAAGCUGGGCAAUGUGCAGGUGACGAUGCAGCUGCUGGCGGCGCUGAUCGAGAAGCUGCCGCGAGACCUGCCUCUCUACGCAUGCUCCGUCCUCGCCAUCCUCGACACCGUCCUGCAGCACUCGGACGACAUCGCCAUGGUCGAGGAGACCAUCCCGACCUUCCAGGCCCUCUGCUCCCACCAGGACGCCGCCGCCCUCGCCGCGGACGCCCACUACACCAGCCAGUACCGCGACCUCGUACGCAGGUAUGCCGCCCUCGCCUCGCCCGCCGCCCACGCCUCCCUCGCGGCCCCCAUGGCCCUGCGCUGGCGGAACGUCGGCCUCCAGGCCGUCCGGAGCGUCGUCGCCUCCGAGGCCCUCGGCGCGGACUGGUCCAGGCAGCUCUCCAUCGUCAUCCCCGUCGUCCUGCAGAGCCUCUACCACCACGACGACGACGACGACCCGGGCCUCCUGCCGCUGCAGCAGCGCGCCCUGAGCUCGCAGAGCCACGAGCGGGAGCACGCCAGACGCCGCCGGAUGAGCAUAGCCACCGUGCAGACCGUCGACACCGUCGACGGCAACCCCGAGUCCGCCGCCGGCACCGCCGCAGACGCGGACAAGGCCGCCGAGACGGAGGCCCAGGUGCUCGCCCUGCGCUGUCUCGAGAAGAUAUUCACCCCCGGCAGCAACCGGAUGCAGAUCCGGCUGGCCACCGCCCUCGUCCUCGACUUCAUCGUCGCCCGGAACCCCCCCAGGAAGGCCGGCAGGGGCAGCUCCAACUGGGCCACCGACCUGCUCGAGGUCAUCGUCAACUGGACCCCCGUCCAGGACCGCUUCGUCCUCCUCGUCACCCUGGUCGAGGCCCUGGCCGAACGGCCCCUGGUCGACGGCCAGCUCGAGCCCCAGCUCACCCUCGUCUACAUGAUCGAAUGGCUGCUCAGCUCGCCCAUCAACCUCAUCGGCCUCAGCGUCAUGGACGUCCUCAUCGCCCUGCUGCGCUACCUCGUCCUCCUCCUCCAUCUCGGCGACGGGAGGGCCACGGUCGUGCCCCCGCCCAGCAACACCGCCUUCGCCCUCCCCGCUGGCUCUUCCCCUAGCGUUGAUGCCGCCGCUGCUACUACUACUACUACUACUACUACUACUACUACUUCACGGCCCGCCUCCAUGCGCCAGGAACUCCUGCUCCUGCUGCAGUCUUCGGUCGCCAACCUGGCCAACCACGUCUACUAUACCGACCAGAUAUCCGACAUGAUCAGGACCAUCCUCUCACACAUCAAACCCGUCUCGUCAACGUCAACUACAUCAGACGACUCCGAGAAACCAGAGUCCGUGGUGACGGACACGUACUUUUCUACCCCGACGGCCCAGCUCAUCGCCCUCAAGGCGGCCAAGGACACCCUUGUCGCCGCCAACGCCAGACAGACCACGGGCGCAGCCGUAGGAAACGCAGCCGGCGCAGCCACAGACUCCAGACACCGUGUGCCCGUGCAGGCGUGGGAAGGGUCCCAAUGGCUGCUCCGUGACGCCGACAGAGAGGUCAGACACGCCUACGUCGACGCCCUGCUCUGCUGGCUCAGGCUGGAGACCAACGAGAGCGACCUCAGAGCACCCGCCGAACCAUUAAAAGUCGCCAAGAAGAGAGAGCGGGACGUGGCCGAGAAGCUGGCCAGGAGAGCCCUGGGCCAGGACGACAGGCAGGCCGCUUCCGAGGACUCGCGCUUCCUGCAGCAUCUUCACUUCACCGUGUACGAGAUCGCCACCGACCAAUCCGCCGCCGAGGCAGACGUCAUGCUCGUCCACCUCCUGAUGGUCCACCUGGUAGAGCGUCUGGGCGUCAAUGCCGUCAGAUACGGACUCCCCGUCAUGAUCAAAGUGCAAUCCCACUCCCUCGAUGCGUCCUCCCCAUCCUCCCCCCUGAGGGCCGGGAGCCUGGUCCACGGCUACCUCUCCGCCGUGGUCGAGAAGUUCACCCUCGAAGGCACCAAGGUCGGCGGCGAAAUCCUCAACGAAGUCGUCAGGAGAAAGAGGAACGGCCUCUGGCUGUCAAAGAUCCAGCUUCCUCCCCUCCCCGCUACCCGUACACUCGCCGAACAGGCCCUCAACGCAAGCGAGAGCAACGCCGCCCAGUCAGACAGAACCGCGUACGUCCCCUUCACCUCUCUCGCCGAGCUUGUCUCCCAGAUCGAAACCGCGUACGGCCAGUCCUGCCUCUCUCCGCCGUCGAGCCCGGCAGGCUCGCCCAAUGCAGGCCAGGGGCACGCCGUAUUGUCGUCGUCGUCGUCCCAGGCCCGCCACCCACAAACCACCCAGCUGCCACAGCACAUCAAAGAGCAGAUGCUUGCUCCAUGGUCAAGGGAGGCCUGUCUCGCCUCCAUCGAACAGGAACGCACCCGGUCGUCUUCCCUCGCCGGCUCAAAGAACGGCUCUGCCGCGGCCCGCAACCAUCUGAACAUCGCUGCCGGCAAGAAUGCCACCGCCAGCUCCCCGACUGGCACCGACUCGUCACACGGUAAAUGGCACCGCCCCGUCUCCGCCUCUGCCGCCGCCGUUUCCCGGGGCGAAAGCCGCAAAGACCGUCGCCAGAGCCUUACGGAGGUGCCUCACCCGCGUUCUCCGACAACCGCUUCAUCGAGCAAGGACUCAACCGUCCGUGUCAACGAGCUCCGUCGUGUCCUCUCGGUAGUGAACAACUCGAACGUACGCCAUCCGAGCCCCCUACGCGGCCAUUCAAGGCUCGGAAGCGACGCAGACGCCUCAAGCGCAGAGAGCAUGGUCACCGACACCUUCUCUACCUCCGACGCAGGAUUCAGCAGCAUCGGUCCCGCCGGCACCGCUGGCGCCGUGCUGGAGAAAGUCCAGCUCGUGCAUACCCAGCCAACGGCCUCCAGCCGUUCAGACGGCCAUCCCGAAGACGACAUCCCCCCCGUACCACCAAUCCCCGCCGUCUCAUCGUCCUCUUCCACCCGUCAGCCCCGCAGACAAACGACCUCUACCUCAAAAACACGGGAGUCACGGUCCCAUUCUCGUCCUCGCUCGAAAAGCAGAACCAGGACGCCCUCUGCCUCUCGCCGAGCCUCGUCUCCCCAGCCAUCCACCCGCUCCCGCAAACAUAGCAGGAGCGCCGCAGACGCCCAUGGCGAAGGCCACCAGAACCGUCGAGCAGAGGUCGACAAGCUGCUAGAUGGCAUUGCAGCUCCCGGUGAGCGUGAGCACGGAUAUGAGGCUGGGCUUAUUCCCGGUGCGGACACAACCACCAUGUCGAGAAGCCUCUUUGCCCCGACCAAUUCCCGGGCGAGUUCAACCAGGAGGGGAAUAGGCCCGCCCCCUUAUUGA
Microsporum canis CBS 113480 is the source of this 3807-nucleotide messenger RNA. RefSeq lists its product as hypothetical. Lineage: Eukaryota; Fungi; Ascomycota; Eurotiomycetes; Onygenales; Arthrodermataceae. Gene Ontology annotation, biological process: protein localization to plasma membrane; regulation of DNA-templated transcription. The transcript has 4 exons. Bases 1 to 3807 code for a protein of 1268 amino acids. Gene Ontology annotation, molecular function: transcription coregulator activity. Gene Ontology annotation, cellular component: mediator complex; plasma membrane. The record is from RefSeq and is a predicted model, not a curated record.